Messenger RNA from Selaginella moellendorffii, 1574 nucleotides. RefSeq lists its product as uncharacterized. Gene Ontology annotation, molecular function: protein dimerization activity. Lineage: Eukaryota; Viridiplantae; Streptophyta; Lycopodiopsida; Selaginellales; Selaginellaceae. The record is from RefSeq and is a predicted model, not a curated record. The transcript is spliced from 5 exons. The coding region runs from base 1 to 1383 and encodes 460 amino acids.
AUGUCAAAGGGCGGUUUAACAGCUCAGUGUCGAGCAGAGAAGCCGAACAAAGUGGAGGAGCAAGAGUAUCUCGCCUUAGUUCGCAGAUUUUCUGCCAUCUCUUCCCUUAAGAACUCUGAUGAGACCGACCUGGAACAAGUAACCAGCAGCGAGGGAGCGGCAAAGGCCAUGGAGAUGGAGGCCUUGUACGAUCCCGAGGCGUGGAGCUUUCCAGGGGCAGCGACGGGCCAUGAGUCUGCUUUCAGCCUGAGCUCCGCGGGGGCCAGCAGCGGCGGCGGCUUCCUGGAGCCCAACGACGAUCACGAGCUCCAAGCCCACAUUCAGCAACUUAGCCGGAGCUUCGACGGGACCGAGGCGUUUCAGUUGUUUGAUCACGACAGCAUCGUGGUUCAGGGGCUGUCUCGUGUGGAUUUUCCCCUGGAAACGGGCCGUGGUGCGGGUUUCCAGCAGCAGCACUUCGAACAGCCGCUGCCCGUGAUGGCGGUCAAGGAGGAAGCGGUACCGGUGGAACAAGUAGAAAUCCAUCCGGGCAAGGCCUUCCAAUACUGGAGUCCUGGGAUCGAAAGCACCGCUCAUACUCAUGGCCAUGGUUGCAGGAAGAAGUCGAUGGCGUGCUCCAUUCUGGAUCUCUAUCGGCAAGUUCACGAAAGGGAGCAGCUCCAAUCUCGCGCUUCCUCCUCCUCGGCUGCCCCCGAAGAUGUAACUCUCCAGCAGCAGCACCAACAGCAGCAACUAGAAAUACAGGCGCCAUCUUCUCAAGUAGCUCAAGCUCAAGAUCUCCAACACCAACCCCUAAUCCAAUUCCAAUCAAAUCCGCGAGCUCCAGCGCAAACUCCCGCCUCGUACAACCACAUGCUGGCCGAGCGGUCCCGGCGGUCCAAGGAAUCCGAGCACCUGGCCACGCUCAAGAAAUUCAUCCCACAAGGGACCUUGAAGAAGGCCAACAAGCUCGCGGUCCUCCAGGCCACCAUCGACUACAUCAAGCAACUCCGGUGCCAGAUCGCGGAGCUCCAAGAGCAGAGCAGCCCGAGCUUCACCUCCAACUUGAACGGCGGCACCGGCGACCAAGAGGUGGAGUCCUUGUCCCCAGCCGCAACGAAUCCCACCAGCAUGCUCACGGAGGAGCUCGACAAUAAUGACGACUCCCGCGCCGCGCGAUCGGCAAUUCACCUCAGCUUCGACGUCAAGAGACCGGAUCACGACCUGGUCAGGAUGCUGAGUUGCCUCCAGGAGCUCGGUCUGGAGCUGGAUUCCAUCGACUGGAAGCCCGAAGUGAGCUCGGUCCUCAGCUUGACCGUUCACCACAACACCAAGAUGGAAAACCUCUUGUCCCGACAAGCCCUCCACGAAACUCUGGCCAAGAAGCUGUUCACAGCAAACUAAUGUGAUCACCCCAGUGUCUCGAAAGGUACUUACUUUACAUUCACACUAUGUGGUAUUGUGAGUAGAGCAGCUCCCGGACUUUGUAGUAGUCGUCAGACAAAGAUCCCUCGAUUACGAGUUGCUGUCCUCCACUCUGGGCAGAGCAACUUAGUUUCCGGAUUUACAAAGUUCGGAACUACCUACCUUGCGAA